GGUUUUCUAGCUGCGCUGCGCAUGCGUUGAGACAAACUAACAGAAAGUGACACGCGUUUGUUAGUCGUUGGUGCUCUCGAAUUUGAAUAAGCGUGACGCUGCAGUCAUUCAGCAUGGAGAUAUUGCCGAGACUACUAGUUGCAUUCUUUGCCUUUUGCUUUAUUUAUAACAUUAAUUGUGAAGAUGAAAAAUUUGAACCGCCCCCCGGGACAACUGCUAUGAAGUUCACAGUACCUCAAAUGGAUGACGAAGAAUCGCAUAGCAACUUUUUACCAACAAAAAAUGUCGCUAUAAAAUGUGACGCUUGCAAAGUCAUAACAUUUAAGUUGCACGAGGGCUUUGAAAAAACGAAUAAAAAGUUUACUAAGUUGAAGUAUAACAUACCGGAGUCGGAAAUUUUGGAGAUUUUUGAAAAAGUAUGCGUUGUCGAUACAUUUAACAACUAUGGUAUAAAAGAAAUAAAUAAAGUUAAACGUCUUUCUGGGCCUGGAACUGAUGCAGCUGAUUCACCAGGUGUUAUGCAAGGAGGAGGUAAAUGGCCAGGUAGAAUAGCUGAAAUGUGUAAUAGAUUUGUUGAUGAAAUGGGUGAAGUAGAAAUUUAUAAAAUAUGGAAAAAGGAUCCAAAAUCACUUAAGAAAUUACAAAAAGAAAUGUGUUAUGGCUCUGGAAUCAGAGGGCAUUGUAAACAAGGAAAGGAUGAACUCUAG
Messenger RNA from Dimorphilus gyrociliatus, 707 nucleotides. Lineage: Eukaryota; Metazoa; Annelida; Polychaeta; Dinophilidae. The record is from the annotation of a GenBank genome assembly.